AUGCAGUACCAGCCGCCUACCGAAGUGAGACCCACUUUCCGAGGUUACGUCGAAACGACUAACGACGUAUUGCUCGUUGUUCAGGCGGUGUUGGACCAACGGCUACAGCGAGUCGCACGCCGACCCUAUGAAAUUGAAAGACCUCAUCUUAUAGUCUCAGGUAAUCUCUUCGUUUUCGUCGAAGAGACGUCCGGGAUUCGACGUUGGACUGACGGUAUUCCUUGGUCGCCCUCGCGAAUUUUGGGCAGUUUUCUCGUGUAUCGGGAACUCGACAAGAAACGACGUGCUCAACAAUUGACACAUGCGGGCCAUAAUCCUGGCUCAGGAUCCAGUCCGUCGUCGUCGUCGUCGUCUCUCUCAUCCGGAGGUUCCGCCAGUUUCCCAGCGCCUGUGGCCGCGUCUCCGUCGGAGAUUGCGUCGACUGCUACUUCCGCCACGGUUCCUACCACCAUUCCGACUACCGCUUCGCCGCCGCCUCCUAACGGUGUCAGCGGAGUCAACAAUGCCAACGGCCACUCAUUUCGACCCGGUGGCCUCACGAAGCGGGCCAUGUCCCUUCACCUACCCCAAUGUUAUAGCAAUGGCUUCGUUUCGCAACCCCAAACCAUCCACAUUGUAUCCUACUUCACCGCAGAAGACGUAAGUUCCGGAAGACUACUCACACCGUCCCAAGACCCCUUCCUCAAAGACAUUCAACCCUGUCAAGAGCUUCUUGAUGCACUUGAAAGGUCCUCAGCAGGCACGCAUUCACGGUCGACCAGUACAAGUGGUCAGAGACGUCCAAGUACCGAAUUCAAUACUCCAGUCCCACCCCUACCACAUCAACCCAUGUUCGUACCACCACCUUAUGCUAGCGGUCCCGCACGGACCAUGUUGGGCCCGUAUUCCAAUGUUCCCUUGAGUGGACUCUCGACGCCGACGUCUACCCCGGGUCUUCCCUUGUAUCCCAACCCCCAAAUAUACCAUGGCGGAUCCCCAAGUUAUUCGCAAGUCUUCGAUCAACAAGGGUUGGCACCAGCAGCGGCAUUUCGACCAAGAUUUCCGCCGUACCAACAUCUGGCCCGGGAGCCCAUGGUUAAUCCAAUGGGUACAGCAGACGUGCCAAUUCCAGUAGUGGCACCUCACAGAGUCGCUCACGGGGUGGCUCGCGGGGUGGCUCACGGGUUGACUCCUGGAAUUGCUCACGGUGUCUCUCUCGGUGCCCCUCAUGGUGCCCCUCAUGGUGUCGCACAUUUUGAUCGCAUUUCCGCCCCGAGAGAAGACGCUUCGUUCCACAAGCUGUCCCCAGUGCCAAUGUCAUUUCAAAAUGGUGUCUCGAGACCACUUCAAUUGCCGCCGCCAAACGGUUCGAGACCUGGAUCUCUAUUUUACCCAGUUGAUUUAUCAACUUCCUCCAAAGAGCACACCCCGGCUUCUGCGAUCCAGCUACCACUACCAAUUGCACGCCAAGAAGAACAAACGUCGCGGUUCUCAGCGCCAGUACCGCUACCCUCUGUGACAUCUACUACGUCUGCAUUGCCCCCGUCGUCCACAUCAAAAUUACCGAUUCAUACUACAAACUAUCAAGCAGACUCUAAAAAGCAUACGCAGUCUUCCGCUGCGAAGGCAUCACCUAUCGAUUCCAUUUUGAAUUCUUAA
This is a messenger RNA of Lachancea mirantina, 1638 nucleotides long. Lineage: Eukaryota; Fungi; Ascomycota; Saccharomycetes; Saccharomycetales; Saccharomycetaceae. The record is from the annotation of a GenBank genome assembly.